Cynoglossus semilaevis (tongue sole) is the source of this 4442-nucleotide messenger RNA. RefSeq names its product olfactomedin-like 2Ba (gene olfml2ba). Gene Ontology annotation, biological process: signal transduction. The record is from RefSeq and is a predicted model, not a curated record. Bases 614 to 3268 code for a protein of 884 amino acids. The transcript has 8 exons. NCBI's taxonomy places the organism in Eukaryota, Metazoa, Chordata, Actinopteri, Pleuronectiformes, Cynoglossidae.
UAUUGGAUGUCUUGGGCCGAAUUAUAUUAUUUUUACAUUGACAAACAAUUCCUACAAGGCGUUUGAUGCAAAGAGUGAGUCUUUAUACCUAAAUAUCUCGCCAAAUUACCAGUUUAUUCAAUAAAGUCAUACUAUUAUUAUUUUAUAUGUUUUUUUCAGUUUGCAAUAUCAUUAUCACGACGUCACUGUUGCAGGAAAACUUUAAUUUUUUAGGGUUUAUGAUUUUCAGAUUGCCAGUGGGCUUUGCAGACAUGUACAGGACGUUGCUGCCGACAGGGGACAGCAAAUCUCUAGUUGAAUGCGUAAAGCCGAAUGAACACUGAUUGGGUCAACUUGCAACGGGCUGCAAAAGAUUUAAAAUGCAGUCUGUCAACGCCGUCUCUCUUACUCUCUCUCUCUCCCCCUCUUUCUCCACAGCCUCUCAGCUUCCCUGUGUCCACCGCGCCUAAGAAGACGAUGGCACGGCUCAGUGAUGCGUAACCGGCUCUGGUGUCAUUCUGGACACACAUCUCUGAUUUUUGGAGCUAUGCACUUUGAUUGGAGGAUUGAUUAAUCAGUAACAGGCUCUUGCCUGCACAGCCCACCUGCAUCAGUAGCGCUAUACUUCUCCAACAUGCACAGGCUGUGCGUCCUGGUGGUUCUGUGCUGUGCCUUUUACGCACGGUGCUCUGCUGUGCCAAGGGCCGUUAAUAACACGGCACCGGAGGUCGACGACGACGACGACAACCCCAGGCUUCAGGAGGAGACCGACGACCAGGAGAACAUCCUUUCGAAGCUGCUCGGUGAUUAUGACAAAGUGAAAGCCCUGUCGGAAGGCUCAGACUGUCGCUGUAAAUGUGUUGUCAGACCCCUGAGCAGGAGCGCCUGUCGUCGGAUAGAAGAAGGCAGCGCCACGGCGCAGGACUUCUACACCGUGGAGACCUUCACAUCUGGACCGCAAUGCAAGUGCGCCUGCAUCGCUCCACCGUCAGCGGUCAACCCGUGCGAGGGCGAGUUCAGGCUGAAGAUGUUGAAGCAGGCUGGGAAAGAAAACGUCAAGCUCUCCACCAUCCUGGAGCUCCUGGAGGGGUCCUUCUAUGGCAUGGAUCUCCUGAAGCUGCACUCCAUCACCACCAAGCUCCUGCAUCGAGUGGAUCAUAUCGAAAAGGUGGUGACUCUGCACAACGCCACAGAUGAGGUGAAGUCCCAGGAAGCCCCUCCCACUGAGGCGUAUGUCACUGAACCCCUGCCCACCACUCCAUCACACCAGCUUCAGGACAGAAGGAGACCCAGUGAGGAAAAACACGAGGAGGACAAGGCUGAGGAAAAUGAGAAAGAGACAAAGACAUCUGGAUCUGCUGGUAUCUCUGAGGACAAACCUCAGGUGACCCUCAAAACCCUGGCCAACAAAGAAACCUCCCAGGUGUCCAAACCUGGUCCCAAUGGCAUGAUCAUCCGAGGAAUGACUUUCUACAAAUCUGAGCCGGACCCGAUGGUGGCAGAUGAUGGAGAACCUGGAGAGAACUUUUUUGAGUAUCACGGGUUCAGUGGUGACGGCCCUAUUAAUCUUUUCAUCGAAGAGAAUCUUCUCCAGCACACCAUCCCUCGUCCCAGGAAAAGGACGGGGCUGCGAACAUUUCUCUCAAGAACGGCGAUUCCUGUACACCAUUUCAAGAAGAGCAGUCAGUCAGCAGUUCCAAAAGGAACCGAUCUGACACCGGACAAUCGUAACACGUCUGUCUCCACCACUGAAUCCACACCACUACGGUCCACAGACGUAAACACAGACCCAACAACAAUAGGGAAUAAUGACAGGUUUGAAAGCAUCGGUGCUUCACAGACAACAACAGACACAACAACAGCCAUGACUCAGAGUCUCAGUGCUGGAACCAGUAAAGAAACCAGAACCCAAAGACAAGCCAGCGUUCUUACAAGUUUUACUGCUGAGCCAACAACAAAAGUGAACAGAAAUCCCCCAGUAAUGGUAACCACAGAGAAAAUCCUCCCAGCAUUCACAGUAACAAACACAGCAGCCUCCACCGUGGGAGUCACCACGCUGGAGUCCAACCAGCAAAUACAAACCAGCUCAGGCAGAACUACAGCUAAUGCAGCUCACUCCACACCACAUCCACCCACAGAGCCCUCGACUAUAGGCCCAACCUCCACCCGCUCCAUCACCACACAUGCUGCGCCGACUUCCCCGCAGGCUGCUACUACAACCACAGAAGAAGAGACGGGGUCAAACGUUCUCCCAGGUUCAACUCUGCCUCCGACCACACAGACAGUGAUGACUUCACUAGUACAAACCACCAGGCGCUUCAGCAGCCCUACUGUUACUGCACCCCCCACCACCACCAUCACCACCACCAGCACCACCACCAGCACCGCCCUGCAGCCUUCUCAAGUCAAACAGAAACACAAAGUUAGCUCGGAGGAGAAUGUGGAGAAACACAAAUUCACUGAGAUGCAACCGGGACAAGUGGAAUCUACAAAAAGUGAAUGUAAAGACACAUUGGCAACCAUCUCCGAACCAGUGACUCACAACAGCUACGGCAGGAAUGAGGGGGCGUGGAUGAAGGAUCCAAAGUCUGACAAUGACAGAAUAUAUGUCACCAACUUCUAUUACGGAAACAACCUCGUAGAGUUUCGCAACAUGGAGACUUUUAAACAAGGCCGAUACACUAACACCUACAAACUUCCAUACAACUGGAUCGGCACUGGUCACGUGGUCUACGAUGGAGCCUUCUUUUACAACCGCGCCUUCUCUCGUGACAUCAUCAAAUACGACCUGCGCCACAGAUACGUGGCCUCCUGGACCAUGCUCCACGACGCCCUGUUUGAAGAGUCUUCGUCACCGUGGGACUGGCGCAGUCACGCUGACAUCGACUUUGCCGUGGAUGAGAGCGGCCUGUGGAUCAUCUACCCCGCGCUGGAUGAUGAGGGUUUCCUGCAGGAAGUGAUAGUUCUGAGUCGACUGAACCCCUCGGACCUCAGCAUGCAGAGGGAGACCACCUGGAGAACUGGUCUGAGGAGAAAUCGCUACGGGAACUGCUUCAUCGUGUGUGGCGUCCUAUAUGCUGUUGACAGCAACAACCAAAGGGAAGCCAACCUGGAGUACGCCUUCGACACGCACACAAACACUCAGAUGAUACCCAGAAUGCCCUUCAUCAACAACUACACCUACACCACGCAGAUUGACUACAACCCAAAGGAGGGUAUGCUGUACGCCUGGGACAACGGACAUCAAGUCACGUACAACAUCAAGUUUGCCUACGUAGGCACUCAAUAAAGCUAGACAGUAGUUAUAUUCAGAGUUGUUAUUACGGUGUGUGUGUGGACUGUAGAUCAGUCCAACUGGCCUUCAGUGUGGAGACAAAUGUAUAUACAGAUGUUGGGUACAAAGGUCUGACUAAACCUCAGCUGUUUGUGACUGAGCUGCUUAGAUUGUAUCACAAAUGUUUCUCCUGAAAUCCUGGGUCGUAUAUAAAAAAUUUAACCUAGCCAUCCAUUCACGAAACAUGGGACAUUUACAGUUUAUGCCCCUCCCCCCCACACACAAACCCCCGUCCCCUCUGAGAACUGAGUUUACGUUCUUAAAACUUAAAAUCAUGGUUAGUUGUACAGUUCUACGGCUACAGUUUGGUUGGUAAAAAUAACCUUAUUGAAAUGUCCAUUGAAGUCAAGUCAUCUUUAUUUGUAUUCCUUCUAAUCAGAUGUGUUGUGGUGACAUGGAGAGUCUAGAAAACACCAACAACUGACUGGUUGGCACCAUCUAAAUCCAUCUAAAUCUGAACUUCUGAGAUUGCUGCUUCUGACUGUAAACAUUAAAGUUAAGGUUGUGAAGGUAAGAAUCCUCCAGGACAACACUGUAUAUAGACAGGGAGAACCUACUUGUCCUGUCCAUGGUCAGUUUUUACACCAGAUGAUCGUCCUGGGACGGGUUGAUAUCAAACCAGUGCAACUGUGCUGUACAUAGACUUAGAUUUACGAUGACAUAACCGACACAGCAGUGCUGUUAUUAUUCACCCUAACCCACACAGGUACUACAAUUUAUAUUCCAUACUUUAUCCAACCCCUUUAUUAACCCUGGCCGGGGGGCACCCUAAACAACACUCCUCGCAUCUUGGACAGGGCUGGGAUAGAACCUGCAACCCUCCAGUGAUAAUCCUCUUUUACCACUGGGCAACAUCCGAUGCUAGCUUUCCUACAGGUGAUGUUUGGACAUAUGUUCUUCUGCCCCGGAGACAUCUCAGAAAUGUCUUUAGGAACCCAAGAGUUCACUUCUCACAGCCAGAUUGUGAUGUUCCAAGUUUGGGCUGAUGUGAAGGAAGUUCGGAAUGUUCAAACCAUAUAUGGAUAUUACAAAAUAUCUUUGAAUAUUCCAAACUAUUUAUGGACAUUCCAAAGUAUGGACCUUCCAAACUUCCCUCAGUUAUUUGUUAGAUUUAAUUUAACUUCAGCUC